Clonostachys rhizophaga is the source of this 849-nucleotide messenger RNA. NCBI's taxonomy places the organism in Eukaryota, Fungi, Ascomycota, Sordariomycetes, Hypocreales, Bionectriaceae. The record is from the annotation of a GenBank genome assembly.
AUGAUUGAGGAAUGGAAGGAUGCCAAUCUCGAUACCAUCCGCAUGCUCUCUUCAGGGGACUUCUUGUCUGUGAAACUCACGGGCGCAGGCCCGAUUUGCAUCGCCGCAUUGCAAGCUCGAGAGCAGACGAGAAAGGCCGGCGCCCGGCUUUGGAUAGAUGCUGAGCAGCAGAUACUCCAAAUCGGCUUGGAUGAAUGGGUUAUUGAGCUGAUGAAGCGCCACAACCAGAAGGGAGAACCCCUUGUGUAUAACACCAUCCAGGCAUACCUCAAGGGAGCAAGAGAAAAUGCCCAACGCCACAUCCUCCAAGCGGCACAAGAAGGAUGGUCGUUGGGCGUGAAACUUGUCCGAGGCGCUUAUAUCGAAAAUGAGGUCCGGUCGUUGAUUCAUGAUGCAAAGAGUGACUCAGACCAAUCCUACGAUGACAUAGCCGACAUGCUCAUAUCGCGCAGAGUCCCUCAGACCGACAGCCGGGAAGAACUGUCCUUCCCCACCACUGCCUUAAUGUUAGCAACGCACAAUGCCGCAAGCGCGUCCAAGGCUAUGGCAACACACCGUGAUAGGGUUGCUCAAGGAUUGCCUCUCACAAAGCUAGAAUGUGAUCAGAUCAAGGGCAUGGCUGAUGAGCUUAGCUGCUCCCUCAUCGAAGACUGCGAGGGAACCUUCACAACCGACGAAAAAACAAGGACAGAAGCACCUGGUGUCUUCAAGUACGUAGCAUGGGGAUCUGUCUCGGAAUGCAUGGGCUAUCUUUAUCGCCUGGCAGUAGAAAACCGUGGGGCCGUUGAACGAACGCAACAUAUGGUUGAAGCAUUAGCAAAGGAGCUUCGCCGCCGUGUCUUCGGGUAG